AUGGCAUCACGAGGGAUUACACCCACAAAUUGGCUCCUUAAAGAGAAGGAAAUGGUGUUUUUUCUGCGCCGAGUAGCCCCCAAAAAGACUUCCGGGAAGGUGGUUGUUUUUGGUGCAACGACGGUGGUGGGUCAACCCCUUUUGCUGCUCUUGAAACUCUGCCCACAUGUAAAGGAGAUUUGCUGCUGUGGGCCUUUAACAAAGGUGGAUCCUGGAGCCAACUUUAUCACGGCGCGUGGCGUGGCUGCGGAUCUUUCUCACAUUGAUACCAACACCAGUGUGAAGGCUUUUGAAACUCCAUGUGACUGGGAAUCAGCACUGCGUGGGGCUCAACUUGUCUUGUUUUGCGCUGGAAGCGUCUUCGAUCCGUCCAGGGCUUAUCGUGAUGUGGCAUUGAGGGAAUCUGGUCCAGAAUUGAUGUUGGCCAUGGAACUUGUGGCAAAAGCAUCCCCAAAGGCCAUUAUUGGUGUUGUUUCAAGUCCCGUGAAUGCGCUUGUACCCAUUGCAAGGGAGGUGUUGGUGCGCAACGGUGUGUUUGACCCGCGUAAACUGUUUGGUGUCACGACUCUUGACAUCAUUAGAACAAGAAGUCUUGUGGCAGAUGAGCUUCAAAUGAAUCCGUACGACUUGAAUGUACCGGUUGUAGGUGGUAGAGGAGGUGUGACUGCAUGUCCUCUUGUGGCACAGACUGCAUUGCAGAUUCCCCAUGAGCGUAUUAUCCAUGUGUGUAGUCGGGUUCAGUCAUAUGGAUCUCACUCCUCUUACGAGGAAAGUGUGGGUUUUCCUGAUUUGUGCAGUGAAGAGGCCGUUUCCACGGAAAUCGUGCCACCGGUAGGUUUGUCACUGGCGUACGCCGUUUUGGAGUGGUCUGUGUCGAUGCUGAAAGCUCUACGAGGGGACCAAGGUAUCAUUGAGUGCUCGUUUGUGGAGUCCGCAAUGAGAAAAGAGUCACCGUUUUUUAGUUCACGUGUUGAACUUGGCGAGGAGGGUGUCGCGCAGCUGCUGCCAAUGGGUCCAUUGACUUCGUACGAGACGGAGUUGGUGGAGACUGCGGUGCCAUUUAUAGCGGAGGAUGUUGAGGCGGGGUUGCGCUUUGCAACUAAAAAAUCGGAGGCGGACUUGUAG
This is a messenger RNA of Trypanosoma cruzi, 1125 nucleotides long. RefSeq names its product malate dehydrogenase, putative. Bases 1 to 1125 code for a protein of 374 amino acids. Gene Ontology annotation, biological process: malate metabolic process. Gene Ontology annotation, cellular component: cytoplasm. The record is from RefSeq and is a predicted model, not a curated record. The transcript has a single exon. Gene Ontology annotation, molecular function: L-malate dehydrogenase (NAD+) activity. Lineage: Eukaryota; Euglenozoa; Kinetoplastea; Trypanosomatida; Trypanosomatidae.